AGUUAAACAUUGAUCUGGACCGCCAGAAUCCCGCACCCUGUCGAUUCCCCGCACAAAACUUCUUGUCCCAAUGUCGGCGGCUGGCGCCCGGCCUCUCGCCGCCAUGGAAGUUCCCAUUGCCACGGGAGACGGGAUCAAAUGGAUCGAGCUCACCGUCCCCUCAUCGAUGCCUCCGCCUCUUCCUGACUCAGUGGUCGCUACCACUCCGGCGAUACACCAUAACGUUGCCUCUUGCAAUGUUGUUUCCGGAGACCCACCAGCCUACCUCUUAUGGAGAAUACAUGAAAACUUCCCUAACAUUCUGGAGGUUAUUGAGCUCUUUGCUUGUAAUGAAUAUCCGGAGACCGGGCUGCAUCUUAUCUUCCAUGACGCGCUUCAUCCUUUUGCAUUUCUGUGUAAAAAUGAGCUUGCAGGAGGAGAUGCAUACUCGCUAUAUGCGUUGACUGUUUCAGGAACUGUUUAUCUUCUCAAUUUGAAAAGGCCUUUCAAUUUUUUGUCUGGUUCAAUUUUCCCGCAGAGUGAUCUUAGAGAAUUUAGUGUGCAAAGUAAUGCACUGGACGGAAAGGUAACAGCUGUAGCAGCAACAUCAGGAUGCCUUUUAUUAGGGCGUCAGUAUGGUUCAAUUAGCUGUUACCAACUUGGAGUUCUUGAUCCUAGCAAACCGGGAUUCAUGUAUGAACUACGAGAUGAUUCUGGACUAGGUCGCUUAUGGAAUCUCAUGUCCAGGGGAAAGGCUGCAGGGGCUGUGCAGGAUAUGGUAAUAUCUGAAGUUUGCACUAGAAAAUUACUUUUUGUGCUUCAUUCUGAUGGGAUCGUGCAUUUAUGGGAUCUUGUUAGUCAUGCGAGGGUGCUUAAUCAUAACUUGAGCUCAAGUGAACUGACAGGAACUACUCCCUCCCGGUUAUGGGUUGGUUGUCCUAACUAUGACGCUAGUGUGAUUACUUUAGCGGUUUUACAUGUAUCUGAUGUUGAGGUAGUUGCUGUUUAUAACUUUGGCAUUAAUGUUGGUGAGAAGAGCAUUUUGUCACCGGAGCCAUUGUUGAAAACCAUCCUUCUGGACAAGGGAAGACUUAUUGACUUGAAAGUCAGUUCAGACAAGCUUUGGAUUCUUAAAGAAGAUGGAUCAUUGUUUUAUGAAUUAUCUGAUUAUGAUUAUAAAAUGGAACAUGCAUCCAUUUAUGGUUUGCAAGAAGACUUUGUUGCUGACCAGCUUUUUCAAAACUCUGAACAUGCUUUAGAUGAUCUAGUGUGGGCCAACACAUCCAUAUUUUCUGCAAUGAAGGACCAGGUUGUCCAAUUUCUAUCUUCCAUAUUUUUGCAAAGAUUGCUCCAACCUGGGAUUUAUCAUAGUGCUGCUCUACGUGCUAUGCUUCUUGAUCAGAAGUAUCUUUCUGAUUUUGAGUUUCAGUCUUUGUCUGUUGCUGACAUAAGAAAAGAGAUUUUCAAAAUUGUCAAUGCCAAGGUAAAUUCUGCCAUGUCAAGCUCACUGGUCCAUUACUGGAAGGAUUUUUGCUCUCAUUAUUUUCGGUACUGGUGUCAGUAUAGUGUGCCGUAUGGAUUGUUCUUUGAUACUUCAAACAAUGUACUUGGUCUGAUCAGGAAAAAUUCCUUAUCUCUUUUCCGUUCUUUGGAAGGGAUUGAGAAGCUUAUUUAUGGUUCUUCUGACGAAUUUCAUGAUUUGACAAGCUAUGGGUUGGUUUUACCCACAGACAGUGAUGAUAGUGAACUGCUUUAUGAAGUUCUUAGAUGCACGAGUCACAUAAAUCAUCAGAUAGGAAGAGCCGCUUCUGCUAUUUUCUAUGAAUCUCUUCUUGUUCCCUCAAUUUCAUCUGAAGACGUCGUCUUUCACUUACUCAAGAUUCUGGAAACUGGAUACUAUCCAUUGGCUGGUUCUCUGCCAGUGCAGGUUGGAGUCGAUACUUGGGAAAAGAGGCAAUCUGCUCAUAGAAGCUUGAGGAACUUUUCAGUGGACAUGUUGCUCUCUCUGCAUGCUUUGCACUCUAGGGCUUCAAAUUGGGCUGGAGUGUUAAGUGUGGUAGAAAAAUAUCUUGAGUAUCUGAAACCACAUAGAAGCAGCCAAAAUUGUGAGUUGGAAGGAAAUUGCAGUAUCAAUUUUUUCUUGUUGGUUCAGGCUACUUCACAAGUUUCGAGGGUAAUGUUUGAGACAGCUUUUGAUGUACUUCUACUUCUUGGCUAUUUGAUCAAUACUAGCGGGCAGGUUUCAAUGAUACAAGCUGAUAUUACCCGAAUAAAAGCAAAAUUGAUUCCCAUGGCUCAUGAAAUAGUAACACAAUGGCUGGUUCUCCACUUUAUUGGAACCACUCCAACUAGCCCUACAGUCGUGGAUGAUUUCAGCUCUCGGCUCUCUUCGUUGCAUAUAGGAUCACAUGCUUAUAUUUCUGUCGUAAGUCUAGGUAGUAAAGCAGUCAAAAGACCAUCGGAUGGAAAGCUUGGGUUGUCUGGCUAUACAUUGGCUUUUUUGGUUGAUUUUCCCAGCUUCUCUGAAGGUGAUGCUAAGUUUUUAAAAUCUUUUUUGAGCUCUGAUCAACUCUUCCGGUCCGUGUGGAAGUUUAGCAGUUUGAUUGUGUGGGGAGUUACUGGUAACGAGUCUUCAAUCACGUCUACCCCAAUGAUUGAGUUAGCUUGCCUUCUGGUUAGACAUGGACAAUAUGAAGCCGCUGAGAAUUUAUUUCAUAUAAUAGAUAUCUAUUCUACUAAGACAAAGAUAUCCCCGAGCUCUUGGUAUGCUGAUGGUGGAUUGUGUAGACGUUUUCAUCUUCUUGGUUUCUGCCUAAUUAUGCGGGUGCAUUCUGAAGUAGAUGGAGUCCUAAAGAAGCAUAAAAUUUAUGAAGCUGUCAGCUGUUUCUUCAGAGCUGCAUCUUUCCCUGAAGCAUCACAAUCGUUGCAAACUCUCUCUUCAGAAACUGGUUUCCUAUAUUCUGGUGAAUCUGAAUCUAUACCUUUGUGGAGGCUUCAUUAUUAUCAAUGGGCAAUGCUAAUCUUUGAUCAAUAUGCCUUGAGUGAGGGCGCUUGUCAAUUUGCUCUUGCUGCUCUAGAGCAAGCUGAUGAAAUUCUUGCACUGAAAGAUGACAAUAUGGAUGAUGACUUUCUUCCUGAACCCGCCUCUACAAUCCGCGGCCGGUUGUGGGCAAAUGUCUUCAAGUUUUCUUUGGAUCUUAAGAAUUAUAGGGAUGCUUAUUGUGCCAUAAUAUCAAACCCAGAUGAGGAAAGCAAAUAUAUUUGUCUUAGGCGGUUUAUCAUCGUUCUUUGUGAGCAUGGUGCCACCAAGGUUCUCUGUGAUGGCAAGUUGCCUUUUGUCGGAAUGGCCGAAAAGGUUGAGCAAGAGUUAUUUUGGAAGGCUGAGCUUUCUGAUAUUUAUGCGAGGCCAAACCUGUACAAGUUGCUUUAUUCAUUUCAAGCAUCUCGUAACAACUGGAGAAAGGCUGCUUGCUACAUUUACCAGUAUUCUAUUAGAUUAAGAAAUGAAGUACGUACAGAUGAUACGGGAAAGUUUUCUGCAGCCCUCCAAGAGAGUUUAGAGGGAUUAUCUGCAGCCAUCAAUGCACUGCAACUUGUGGAUCAUGCUUCUGCCUGGAUUGACUCUAAAAACACGGAUAGUUUUUCUACUGGUCAUGGUGUACCGCAUAAAAGAGCUCGAAAUGUCCUUGAAGAAAAAUCUGCUCUUAGUGAUGAUUUUCAAUCUGAGAGGCUACAAUACAUUGUUGACAUUAAAAUGCUUGAAAAAGAGUACGUGCUAACCUCAGCCCACUAUUUGCUUUCACGCGAUAAGGAUAAGUUUAACUCUUCAGGGAAUCAGAAACUUUCACAUUUAGUGGAUAUGCUGAUCAAAGAAAAUUUUUACGACAUGGCUUUUACAGUUAUUUUCACAUUUUGGAAGGGUUCUACAUUAAAUAGGGAACUUGAGCAGGCUUUUAUCACUCUCUCAGAAAAAUGUUUCUUAGGAGGAAUAGUUUCUUCACCUUUCAGAAGCGUUGGGACAGUACAUAACGUUUUGCUACCAUCACCUGACGAUGUAACACAUAUUGAUGGGAGAAAUAUCUUGAGUUCUAUGAUCAAUCAAAUCAAUGGAAAUGGUCACUGGGAGACCCUUGAACUCUAUCUA
Dendrobium catenatum is the source of this 4123-nucleotide messenger RNA. Its product is annotated as nuclear pore complex protein NUP160. The record is from RefSeq and is a predicted model, not a curated record. Gene Ontology annotation, molecular function: structural constituent of nuclear pore. Lineage: Eukaryota; Viridiplantae; Streptophyta; Magnoliopsida; Asparagales; Orchidaceae. Gene Ontology annotation, cellular component: nuclear pore.